ACAUAAAAUCCGUCAACAAAGUCAGACCCGAACCACGAACCAAAGUACCAAAACGCGUUCUCAAUCGAUCAUAGAGUACUGAAUGGACGGAGGAGCAGCGGUGGCCACCACCGCGGCCGGAGGCGGAGGUGGACCGGCGCCGUUCCUCUUGAAGACGUAUGAGAUGGUUGAUGACUCGACGACGGACGACAUCGUAUCGUGGAGCGGGAGCACGAAGAGCUUCGUGGUGUGGAACCCACCGGAAUUCGCACGCCUCCUUCUUCCCUCCUACUUCAAACACAAUAACUUCUCCAGCUUCAUCCGCCAGCUCAACACCUAUGGAUUUAGGAAAAUUGAUCCGGAAAAAUGGGAAUUUUCUAAUGAAGAAUUUGUGAAAGGUCAAAAACAUCUUCUAAAGAAUAUCCAUCGCAGAAAGCCUAUACACAGCCACAGUCAACCUCAAGGUUCUGUUGAUCCGGAAAGAGCAGCAUUUGAGGAAGAAAUUGAGAAGUUGUCACUUGAAAAGACUAAUCUUGAAGGAGAUAUUUUGGGAUUUGAACAACAGCAGUCUGCUGCAAAGCUCGAGUUGGAAAGCCUAAAACAACGUAUAAGUAGCAUGGAGCUGCGGCAGGAGAAAUUGCUGACCUUCCUGGACAAAGCAGUUCAGAAUCCCGAGUUUGUUGAACGCCUUGCUCAGAAGCUUGAAUCGAUGGAUCUUUCAUCAUAUAAUAAGAAGAGGCGACUCCCUCACGUUGAUGACUUCCCCCAGACAAUUCAGGAAAAUAUUUUUGUAGAUAAUCAAAGCUGCUCUAGGGCCGAGUUUGGGAACAUUUUUCAGCAAGACUCUUGCAAUAAGCUCAGGCUUGAGUUGUCACCUGCUGUUUCAGACAUCAACUUGCUUUCACACAGCACACAAAGCUCCAAUGAAGAUGGGGAAAGUCCUGAAGGGAGGAUGGAAGGAUGGUCCAAAGAUGUGCGCUCAAGGACUGGGGGUGUUUUAUGCGUCCCUGAAGAGUUAGACCUAUCAGAUUCAUCUUUGUCAUGUAAAGCAGGACCCGAAAGCCCAAAAUUUCAUUCCUUGCAGCGAUGUUUGAGUGCAUACGAUGAAGGUGAUGGCCUUACCCCCUGCCAACUAAAUCUCACUCUAGCAUCUUCUUCUUUGGAACCCGACAAAGGUAAAACCUCAGCUAGGAUAGCUCCCUCAGGUCAGGAAAUCAGUACCGAACCCAGGUUUAAUUUUCACCCAGAUAAUGAUCCCUCUUUGUCUUCACCACACAAGGGUCAUAAGGAGAAGCAAGUGCCAGCAACAGUCCAGAGUCGGGUGAAUGAUGUAUUCUGGGAACAAUUUUUAACUGAAAGACCAGGAUGUUCUGAUACUGAAGAGUCGAGCUCUGAGUUUAGGUUUAACUCUUACGAUGAACAGGAAGAGAAGAAACCUGUCCAGGUAAUAUCUAGAAAGACACAGGAUGUGGAGCAUCUCACUCUUGGAUAACCAUAGUUGCCUCUAGGCCUGCCACUAAUUCAAGGCUUCUCCCAGUGGUGUUGUGUGCUUUGCGGGAAAACUAAUAUAGGCCAUAUUGUUGUUGUGUGUUUAGCUAAAUAUUAUGACGAUAACCUGAUCAAAGAAGGUUAGAUGUGUAGAUUCAAUGAUCGUGAUUGUUCGAUGGAUUUAUAAUCCUUUAUAAUAUUGUUAUCCAAGUCCUUAAAACGCUAGUCCUAUAAACACUAGAAUAUGAUUUACUAUUAUAGAAAGUGUUAGCUGUGAUAUAAGAUUGCAACGAUUCUUCUCUACUAA
Messenger RNA from Olea europaea var. sylvestris, 1774 nucleotides. Its product is annotated as heat stress transcription factor A-5-like. Lineage: Eukaryota; Viridiplantae; Streptophyta; Magnoliopsida; Lamiales; Oleaceae. Gene Ontology annotation, cellular component: nucleus. Gene Ontology annotation, biological process: regulation of transcription by RNA polymerase II. The transcript is spliced from 2 exons. The coding region runs from base 83 to 1471 and encodes 462 amino acids. The record is from RefSeq and is a predicted model, not a curated record. Gene Ontology annotation, molecular function: RNA polymerase II cis-regulatory region sequence-specific DNA binding; DNA-binding transcription factor activity.